CUCCCGGAAUUAUUAUGGUGUGACACGCCUUUGCGGACAGGAAGAGGAGACAGCCUGCUUGUUUUACGACUAUUUAACCCGAGUUUGGUCGUAAUAAUCAGUUUAGUGCAGUAUAAGAGUAGUCAGUCCCUGUGAGUGUCAGCAUGGCCAUCAGCGCGGUCCACCUGGAGGCGGACGCCUUCCUUGUGUGCAUGAACCACGCGCUGAGCACGGAGAAGGAGGAGGUGAUGGGCCUGUGUCUCGGCGAGAUGGAGACGGACCGCAUCGUCCACAUUCACUCCGUCAUCAUCCUGCGGCGCUCCGACAAGAGGAAGGACAGAGUGGAGAUCUCCCCGGAGCAGCUGUCCGCCGCCUCCACCGAGGCAGAGCGGCUGGCGGAUCUGACAGGGAAGCCCCUGCUCCGGGUGGUGGGCUGGUACCACUCCCACCCCCACAUCACCGUCUGGCCCUCUCACGUGGACGUCAGGACCCAGGCCAUGUAUCAGAUGAUGGACCAGGGCUUCGUGGGCCUCAUCUUCUCCUGCUUCAUCGAGGACAAGAACACCAAGACGGGCCGCGUCCUCUACACCUGCUUCCAGUCCACGCAGGCGCAGAAGGGCGCGGAGUACGAGCGGGUGGAGGUCCCGGUGCACGUCGUGCCCCGGGACUCGGUGGGCAAGGCGUGUCUAGAGUCUGCCGUGGAGUUGCCGCGGAUCCUGUGCCAGGAGGAACAGGACACGUACAGGAAGAUCCACAGUCUGAGCCACCUGGACCCCAUCACGAAGAUCCACAACGGCUCUGUGUUCACCAAGAACCUGUGCAGCCAGAUGUCCGCCGUCAGCGGGCCCCUGCUGCAGUGGCUGGAGGACCGGCUUGACCAGAACCAGCAGAACAUCGCCGACCUGCAGCUGGAGAAGGAGAGGCUGCAGCUAGAGCUGGCCAGCAUGUAGCUCUAUAGAACUCAGUAUGCACCGAGCUCACAGACAUGAAGCUCUAUACACACUGUACGCCUUUAAUACUGUCUGUUCUAUAUGGAGCUGCAAAACAUGUAGCUCCAUAGAACUAACAGUAUCAAUACUUAUAUAUAGAGCUGUACAACAUAUAGCUCUAGAACUAACAGCAUAAAUAACGUCUGUUAUAGAGCGGCACAACCAAUAGCUCUAGAACUACAAAUAUAAAUACUGUCACCUCUAUAUAGAGCUGCCCAACAUGUAGUUCUUUAGAACCAAUAGUACCAGUUCUGUCUGUUCUAUAUAGAGCUGUCAAACAUAUAGCUAUAUAUAAGUAACAAUACACUACUGUUGGAUAUAGAGCUUGCCAAUUUAUAGCUAUAUAGCCCAAACACAAUGAUAAGAAGUAUUGGUUAAUAUAAUAAGCUGUGCCUCUAUAUAGCAGUAACAAUAGACUAUCUUCUAUUUUCUGUCAGUUAUAUAGAGCUGGGCAACAUAUAGGUCUAUAUAGAACUAACAGUAUUUAGUAUUAGUAUCUGAGCUGGCCAACAUGUAGGCAUCUUCCGCCUCUGACCUGCACUUCCUUUCUGACAAGCAGAGGAUUUUAAUGAUUUCUAAUGACCUGUUUCAAACCUGCUUUCCACUGCGAUUGAACAUUAAACUGUUGGAGCCGUAAAUGAUGUCUGUCCUGCGGGUGUGUCGGCUCUAAGCUUCGGACUGUAGCGAUGCUGGCUAACCUGCAGAACACGUUCCUCCGGGUGUGAUGAAAAUCGUUCAUGUCGUUUCUUGCUUCAUUUAACACCUUGGCCAUUGGUAUGUUCGGGAAAACUUUAUUUAUAAUUGGGGGACUUUAAUAAAAUAUUUUAAGGAAGAUUC
Molecule: messenger RNA, 1805 nt
Organism: Gadus morhua (Atlantic cod)
Lineage: Eukaryota; Metazoa; Chordata; Actinopteri; Gadiformes; Gadidae
Gene: brcc3
Product: BRCA1/BRCA2-containing complex, subunit 3
Biological process (GO): protein K63-linked deubiquitination; DNA repair
Cellular component (GO): BRISC complex; BRCA1-A complex
Molecular function (GO): metallopeptidase activity; protein binding; cysteine-type deubiquitinase activity
Source: RefSeq, a predicted model, not a curated record